AUGGCCGCCGCCUUUGACCCCGCGGCGCUCGCCGCCGCCCCCGACGGCGGGGCCGCCCUCCUAGAAGCCCUCAUGCACGGCGCCGCGCGCGCCGGCGACGCGCCUCUCCUCAUCCAGAUCGCCGCCGCCGCGCAGCUCAGCGGCCUCCGCCUGAGCGGCCCCGCGCACCGCGCGCUGCUGCACGUGCUCUGCAAGGCCGGCCGCUUCGGCGAGGCGGGUGCGUGGCUGCAGGACCGCGUCGCGCCGGGCGCGCUGACCUGGGAGGUGGUCGCCGCGGUCGCGCGGCCCGCGGAGCAGGCGGGCGAGACGGCGGCGCUGCGGGCGGCGCUCGACCUCGCGGAUCGCAGGGCGGUGCCCGACCCGGAUUUGGGGCUGGCCGGCGCGCGCCUCGCGCUCGCCGCCGCCGAUGGCGGCGUCGACGGCGUCGCGCGGUGCUGGGAGGGCCUGGUGGCUGGCCUCGCGGCGCGCAGGGCGCGGCCGGGACCCGCGCUGCUGGCGAGGCGGCUGUUCGCGCUGCACGGGAUGCGUGCGCCGGCGGAUACCCACGCCACCAUGAUGGCGGGCGCGGAGGAGCUGCUGGCGGCGCUGGAAGCCGCGCGGGCGCAGCAGCAGCAGCAGCAGCAGCAGCAGCAGCAGCAGCAGCAGCAGCAGCAGCAGGAGCAGGAGCAGCAGCAGGAGCAGCAGGAGCAGCAGGGGUCGGCGGCCGGACAGGACGGCAACGCGUCGCCCGCUGCGUUCGCCGUCUGGGGCUCGGCCGCGGAGCAGUGGCUGCCUGGCGGGCCCGGCGCCCAGCCCGGGCCCGCCGCCGGCGCCGGCUGCUUCGCCGGCGCGCCGCUGGCCGCGCCGCCAAUGUCGGCGGACGAGGAGGCGGCGGUCAAGGCGCUCGACGCGGCGGCGGGCGUGGCCGCCAAGAUGCUGGACGAGGCUGGCGUCGCGCGGCUGGGCGCGCGGCGCGCGGCGCUGGGGCUGCCGCCGACGGCGCAGCUGUACCGGGCGCUGCUGAAUAUGGCCACGUGGGGGCGCGGCACGCCAGAGGACUGCGAGGCCCUCCUCGCCGAAAUGCUCGGCUGGGGCGUCGCCCCCGACCUGCGCUGCUACGAGGCCCUCAUUGACGCCCACGCGCACCACGGGGACGGCGCCGCGGCGGUGCGCGUGCUGGACCGAAUCGAGGCCGCGGGGCUGGCCGCGACGCACGAGACGUACCGGCGGCUGCUGCACGGGCUCGGCGCCACCGGGGACCUGCGGCGCGCGGCGCAGGUGUAUGCGCGCCUGAGGGCCACGGGCGUGGCCCCGGACAGCGCUAUUCUGGGGCGCCUGUUCAGGGUGGUGCGCAACCAUGCGCAGCUCGUGCGCACGGAGAGCAGCAGGAGGAAGGCGGCGCUGCCCGGCAUCGACGCGUGA
Molecule: messenger RNA, 1401 nt
Organism: Monoraphidium neglectum
Lineage: Eukaryota; Viridiplantae; Chlorophyta; Chlorophyceae; Sphaeropleales; Selenastraceae
Exons: 3
Coding region: 1-1401 (466 amino acids)
Molecular function (GO): protein binding
Source: RefSeq, a predicted model, not a curated record